Sorghum bicolor (sorghum) is the source of this 2522-nucleotide messenger RNA. Its product is annotated as U-box domain-containing protein 13. The record is from RefSeq and is a predicted model, not a curated record. The transcript has 3 exons. Gene Ontology annotation, molecular function: protein binding. Bases 451 to 1923 code for a protein of 490 amino acids. NCBI's taxonomy places the organism in Eukaryota, Viridiplantae, Streptophyta, Magnoliopsida, Poales, Poaceae.
AGGGUGGUUCAUAGUUCGUCAACCGGAAUGCAACCGUAAACAAGGUCUUUCUUACUGUACAGAACAAAACGUCAUUCGCUCGCUGACCUGGUGCAGCUAAGCAGACAGCAUUGCAAUGUAUUGGCUCCCCUUCAGCAGCUGCAAGAUCUGUGUGGCCAUAAUGCCCAUAUAACCAUAAAAUAAACCCAUCCAGGUCCUCGGCUCAAAUCUAACACUAUUUAUUUCCUUCUAUAAAAUAUUCAGCCUGUACCCUCCAUACUGACCAACUGGCCCCACCGGCUCAGUCUCAGGCCCCACUGCUGGGUGCGCCCCUCUACGCUACGCGCGUACUAUAAACCCCGCUCACACAGCCGCCACGCCUUCCUCCGGACGCCAGUCUGCGACCGCCAAGCGCCGAGCGCAGCCAGGUGUCGCCCGGCCAAUGUGACUUGCAGACGAAGCUCGCUCUCGAUGGUGGCAAGGUGCGCGUACGCCGACGCCGGCGGGUUGUUCCGCAUCUGGCCGAUCUUCUCCGCCGCCGCGCUGCGGAGGAAGGUGCUCGAGGUUCUCACGUGCGGCGGGGGCGGUGCCGGCGGCGAUGGAGGAGGCGGCUCCUCCUGCCGUGGACGGUCGGCGUACCGGUCGCCGCAGCGGAUGCCGAGGCCGAGGCCGCGGUCGGACAGGCUCGCGGAGCUGCUCAGGGCCGAGGAGCAGCCGUCCGAAUGCAGCGACGAGGCUGAGGCCGCCGAGGCGGCGGACGUCGCGGCGGCCAGGAAGGUGCAGGCGUUCGAGGAGCUCAAGGGCGUGGUCGGGGCGCUCCAGGACGGCGGUUGCAUGUCCCGCGUCGACGCGGCCAAGGCCGUGCGGAAGAAGGCCAAAGACGACGCCGGUGCCAGGGAGAUGCUCGCGAUGCUCGGCGCCAUCCCGCCGCUUGUCGCGAUGCUCGACGAGGGCGGAGAGGAUAUCACGACCGCUGCGCUGUACGCGCUGCUAAACUUGGGGAUCGGCAAUGACACGAACAAGGCGGCGAUCGUGCAAGCCGGUGCCGUGCACAAGAUGCUCCGCAUUGCGGAGGGCGGCGGCGCGUCCGGCGCGCUGACGGAGGCCGUGGUCGCCAACUUCCUCUGCCUCAGCGCACUCGACGCCAACAAGCCCGUCAUCGGCGCGUCCGGGGCCGCGCCGUUCCUCGUGCGCGCGUUCCAGGCCGCCGCGUGCUGCUCCACCGAGCAGGCGCGCCACGACGCGCUGCGCGCGCUCCUGAACCUCUCCAUCGCGCCCGCCAACGCGCCGCACCUGCUGGCGGCCGGGCUCGCGCCGGCGCUGGUGGCGGCCGUGGGGGACGCCGCAGCCCCCGUGACGGACCGCGCGCUCGCCGUGCUCUGCAACCUCGUGGCGGCCUGCCCCGAGGGCCGCCGCGCCGUGAGCCGCGCCCCCGACGCGGUGCCGUCCCUCGUCGACGUGCUCAACUGGGCCGACGAGCCCGGGUGCCAGGAGAAGGCGGCCUACGUGCUCAUGGUCCUGGCGCACCGUAGCUACGGUGACCGUGCGGCCAUGGUCGAGGCCGGCGCCUCGUCCGCGCUCCUGGAGCUGACGCUCGUCGGCACGGCGCUCGCGCAGAAGCGCGCGUCCAGGAUCCUGGAGAUCCUCCGCGCCGACAAGGGCAAGCAGGUCGCGGACGACGCCUCAGGCGUCGUGGCGACGGUGUCGGCGCCGCAGGAGCGCAGGUGCCGCGGGGACGGGGAGGAGUCGGUGGACGGGGAGUUCGCCGACGCCGGCAUGAGCGCAGAGAAGCGCGCCGUGCGGCAGCUGGUUCAGCAGAGCCUGCAGAGCAACAUGCGCCGCAUCGUCCGGCGCGCGCGGCUGCAGCAGGACUUCGCUCCGGCAUCGACCGAGAGCCUCAAGGCGCUCACUGCCUCCUCCACCUCCAAGAGCCUGCCGUUCUAGGAGACGAUGCCAAGCCCCACAGAGGCCAGAAAAACACAGCAAGGAAGAAGAGGCCAGGAGAGUAAUGAGGAGACUUUUGCUAGCUGCCGUCUGCGCUGCAUCUGCAUUCCGCCGUUGUUGCAUGCGUCGGAGACCGGGAAUCUUUGGGGUGCCUGAAGCGGGGUGAUGAGAAAAUGAGCUAAUCUAAUCACUUGUUUAUGGGCUGCUCGCUUGCUCGUCGCCCUUUUCUCGUGCCUGCUGAUGGAACCCACGUGCACGGGCCGACCUGUUCAAAUUCAGACGACAGACAAGAGCUGGCUUUGAGAUGUUCUCCUAAUCGCUUUCGCAUUUGUUAAUCGCUUCGAUUGUUCUCUUUCGCUUUUGUAUAUGGGAAUAGCUAGGUUAAGUAGUUUAGUCAUACUACAUCUAGUAGCCAGUGCGUGUCAGGGCUUUGCUCUUUAGGUGUGUGUGUGCACAUGUUCUUGUGUUGGAGAGUGUGGUAGGGUAGUGGAAAGUUUUAGAAGAACUAGAAAGAGGAUGUAGACUUUUUAUAUAUUUAUAAACUAUGAUGCUGGCUCAUUUAUAAUUUUUUUAUAGCCUGUUCGCUUAAAUUUUUUAUA